AUGGCGUCGUUGAACCUUUCCAUCAAUGGGCCGUCGAUAAAGAGCAGCUACGCCGGCGUCGUCAACGGCCAGCCUCCAGCAUCUGGCUCGCCCACGUACGCUCAAUGGGCGCUCUUCUCCGUUCAGGCACCGCUCGUCAGCGCUUUCCAAGAUAGCGCCGCCAAGGAGAGUAUCCUCAAGGUCGAGAGCACAGGCGACGGCGAGCUGGCCGACUUGAUCGAGGAUUUCAACGAGGGCCGCAUCCAAUUCGCCUUCGUCAAGGUCAAGGACCCCAACACGGCUCUUCCUAAGAAUGUCCUCAUCGCCUGGUGCGGUGGUGGCGUCCCGGAGCGCACCAAGGGCUACUUCACCAGCCACACGGCCGCCGUAGCCAAGGUUCUCCACGGAUACCACGUCCAGAUCACUGCGCGUUCCGACAGUGACCUCGAGCCCGAAUCGAUCAUGAAAAAGGUUUCCGAUGCUUCCGGCGCGAAGUACUCGGCUGGAAGUUCCGGUGGUGCUUCAUCCUCUGCCCCGCCCCCAGUUAAGUCUAAGCCUGUCUUCACCCCUACGGCAUCCAGCUCUGGUCGCGCUGCCAACCCUCUUGUUGCGGCCCGAUCGAGGAGAGAUGAGAACGUCGACGAGGAAGGUUGGGGCGCUGAUGCGCCCCCGGUGACGAGGACUCAGAUUGAAAAGGUCGAGUCGGCUUACAAGCCGACCAAGGUCAACAUGGCUGAGCUCACCAAACAGAAGCAGGAGCCUUCGCGCGUUAUUGGUAGCCGCCAGGCUGAAGAGGCUGCCGAUGUCGUCAAGGGAGGCUACCAACCAAUCGGAAAGGUUGAUAUCGCUGCCAUUCGUGCGGCCGCCAAGAACAAGGAGGAUGACCGGCCGACCCCCGUCAAGGGUUCAUAUGAGCCCGUUGGCAAGGUUGAUAUCGCUGCUAUUCGUGCAAAGGCCCAGAAGCCUGCAGAUGAGCCUGCGGACGAUGCUCCUGCGCCCAAGCCAGUCUCGGACCGGGCCGCCGUCUUCUCUCAGCCUAGCCAGUCGGAGCGCAUCACGUCGCUGCCCAAGCCCAAGGUUGCUAACAAGUUUGGUGGAGCGUCGAGCUUCACCGGAACCAAGGCGCCGACACCUGGUGGUCUCGGAUUUGGGGGCGGCGCGGCUCCCGCACCCGCGCCUGUCACCUCCACUAGUCGGACUUUUGCAGACCAGGGAGGCAAGACGCCAGCUCAAUUAUGGGCGGAGAAGAAGGCAAAAGAAAGGGGUGGUGAUGUUGGGAGCGCCGCCACGCCCGGCGCCACGGCGCCGAUCGUGUCGCAGACGAGUGGUGGCAACGAGUGGAAGAGCGGCUACACUGGCAAGUCCUGGGCACCUGUGCAGGCUCCUGGCUACAGCCGCGGUGGGGCGGACAAUGUGAGCGAGCACAACAUCGGCGAGGCUACGAGAGGCGCCGAGGAGGAGCCCGCUGCCACGCCCAUCUCCGCCCUGCGAGACCGAUUCAAGGACACGGCCCCGAUCGGCGCCCCUGCGAUCCCGCCUGUUGCGAAGACUGCGGAGGAAGAGUACGAGCCGGAGCAGGAGCGCGAAGCCACGCCGCCUCCGCCCCCGCCCGCCAGUUCGAGGCCUUCGGGCGGGUUUGCUCUGCCUGGGUUGCCCAACCGACCACCACCUCCCGCCGAGGAGGAGGAAGAGGAGGAGGAGGACUUCCGGCCCGACGAGCGAGAACACUCACCCAUUCGCGUGGCUGCCCCCGUGGGCCGUGGUGCUGAUACUGAGCCGGAACCUGAGGCUCGUCCUGCGCCACCUCCCGUACGCCCUAGCGAGAUCGAUGUCCCCAAGGAAGAGGAGCUGCCAGAGCAGGAGGAAUCGUCUCACCUUGCCCGGGGAGCAGCUGGCAUUGUGGCUCAGGAGACGUUCCAGCCAGAGCAUGGCACGGUUGAGCAGGCUGAGCAGGGCGGCAAGCGUGCCGUGAUCCAGUACGACUACGAAAAGGGCGAGGACAACGAGAUCGACCUGGUCGAGGGCGAGUACGUCACCAACAUUGACAUGGUGGAUGAGGACUGGUGGAUGGGCACCAACUCCAGGGGCGAGAGCGGUCUGUUCCCCAGCAACUACGUCGAGCUCGUCGAGGAUGACUCCCACGAAGCUGCCGCACCCGCGCCCCCUCCCGCACCGGUCGCGGCGCAGGCGCCGGUCCCGGCAGCACCGGAGCCCGAACCGGCGGCUGGAGCCGGUCCUACGGCCACGGCCCUCUACGACUAUGAGGCGGCCGAGGACAAUGAACUGAGCUUCCCCGAGGACGCCAAGAUCACGAACCUCGAGUUCCCCGAUGAGGACUGGUGGUUUGGCCACUUCAAUGGGCAGUCGGGCUUGUUCCCGGCCAACUACGUGCAGCUGGACUCGUAA
Molecule: messenger RNA, 2385 nt
Organism: Purpureocillium lilacinum
Lineage: Eukaryota; Fungi; Ascomycota; Sordariomycetes; Hypocreales; Ophiocordycipitaceae
Biological process (GO): regulation of actin filament polymerization
Cellular component (GO): site of polarized growth; cortical actin cytoskeleton; actin filament
Molecular function (GO): actin filament binding
Source: RefSeq, a predicted model, not a curated record